AUGGCACUUACAAGACCCGGAGAUACACGUUGGAGCUCUCACGAAAAAACACUUCUUCGUUUGCUUACCUUAUAUCCUUGUGUUAUUGAAGUGCUUGAAUAUAUAGAAACUUCGGCAUGGGAACCAAUUCACAAAACUCAAGCAAAUGGACUUCAAUUAUACAUGAAAAGUUUCAAGUUUGUAUUUUAUUUACAUUUGAUGAAACAUAUCUUGGGAGUUACUAACUUAUUGUGUGUCGCUCUUCAAAGAAAGAAUCAAGAUAUUUUGAAUGCAGUUGAGUUGGUUAGAUCAACCAAAGAAGAAUUACAAAGGUAUCGACUUGAAGGCUUUGACUCACUUUUAAAAGAUGUCACAUCCUUUUGUGACAAGUAUGAUAUUGAGAUGAUUAACAUGGAAGAUGAGCAUGUUGACCCGAAAAACAGAAGAAGAAAGACCAAUAUCACCAAUCGUCAUCAUUUUGUGGUCAAUAAUUUCAACACGGUUCUCGACAUGCAAAUUCAAGAGCUUGGAAACCGUUUUAACGAGGUAACCACUAACUUGCUUACGUGUAUGAGUUCUUUGAGCCCGCGUGAUAAUUUUAGUUCCUUUAAUAAACUAAACUUGCUAAAGUUGGCCGAAAUGUAUCCGUAUGAUUUUACUUUUGAUGAAAAAGAUAAGCUUAUCGAUGAACUCGGCCACUACAUUUCUAAUAUGAAAAGAGAUAGUCGGUUUGAUAACCUGAAUGGGGUUAGUGAUCUUGCCAAAAGGAUGGUGGAAACAAGGAAACACAUUGAGUAUCAGUUGGUCUAUCGUUUAAUAAAGUUGUCACUAGUUUUACCGGUUGCAACGGCUAGUGUUGAAAGGAGUUUUUCUUCAAUGAAGCUUGUGAAGACAGAAUUGCGUAAUAGAAUGGGUGAUGGAUACAUGAACGAUUCUUGCAUUUGUUACAUUGAAAAUGAGUUCUUACAACAAGUUUCCGUUGAGAGUGUAAUGCAACGUUUUCAAAAGAUGAAAACCCGUCGUCAACAACUUUAG
Molecule: messenger RNA, 1014 nt
Organism: Helianthus annuus (common sunflower)
Lineage: Eukaryota; Viridiplantae; Streptophyta; Magnoliopsida; Asterales; Asteraceae
Exons: 1
Coding region: 1-1014 (337 amino acids)
Molecular function (GO): protein dimerization activity
Source: RefSeq, a predicted model, not a curated record